CUCUGAGAUUCCAUGGAAACCUCCGUGCCAGCGGUUGCCCAACAACACGGUGCCCUCUAAAGGACAAGCCCGCGGUGACUCCGCCCGCCCCGUCCCGGGACCCGCACCGCGGGGAGCACCCCCAGCCCCGGGGGCAGCCGGCCGUGCCCGGGAAGCGCUUCCCGUGCAGCGCCUGCCGGGAGGGAAGGAAGGAAGGAAGGAAGGAAGGUCGCAGGGGCGGAGCCGCGAUCCCCGGCAUGGCCGUGGUCGCCGCCGCCCGCCGCGCUCUGUCCGCGCUGCUGCUGGGCCGGGGCCCGGCGCUGCCGCCCGCGCUGCGCCUGCCCCGGCCCCGGCCCGCCCCGGCCCCGGCCCUGCUCCCGCUCCCGCUCCCGGUCCCGCUCCGCGCCGCCCUCCGCGCAUACAGCCAGGUCACCGAUGCUCCGUCCCACGAAGGUCGCCUCUCAGAGGAGAAGCCCGCCUCAGCCAAGGCGGAGAGCGACACUGUCUACCUCGUCAGGGCAGAAGGAUUCCCGUUCUCGUGCACCGAGGAAGAUGUCCUUACCUUCUUUGAUAGCUGUAGAAUUCGAAACGGUGAGAACGGGAUACACUUCCUCUUAAACAGGGAUGGGAGGCGCAGGGGGGAUGCCCUGAUCGAGCUGGAGUCCAAGGCAGACGUGCAGAGAGCCCUGGAAAAGCACCUGAGGUACAUGGGCCCACGCUACGUGAAAGUUUUUGAGGUGCACGACAGCGACGUGGAGGGCUUGCUGCGGAGCCUGCGGGACGAGUCGCAGGCCAUGAGCGACGGAGUGGUGCUGCUCCGAGGCCUGCCCUUCACCUCCACCGAGGAGGACAUUGCAGAGUUCUUCUCAGGUCUGAAAAUCACAGACAUAGCUUUCAUUUACCGGGGAGACAGAAGAACAGGAGAAGCUUUCGUGCAGUUUGCCACUCCGGAAAUGGCAGCUAAGGCCCUGCUGCGGCACAGGGAAUAUAUGGGAAGCAGGUACAUAGAGGUGUACGUGAGCAGGAAGCACCAGAUGCAGAGGCACAUGGCCUACAGCAGGCAGCUGACGGCCUAUUCCAGGGCGAGAAGAGAGUACGAGUCCGUCUCUGAGGACAGGGGCUGGAGAGACACCGCAGGCUCCCGUGCCGAAGGAGACAUCAAAAGCUCCAGGAACGUUUCAGAGUCUGAGGAUGCCUCAUCACCACCACAGCACUUUGUCCACGUGAGGGGUUUUCCUUCCCAAGCUAGUGCCCAGGACAUAAUAAAUUUUUUUGCUCCGCUGAGGCCCACGAGGAUCUUGGUGGAAUAUAACUCCCAUGGAGAUGCCACAGGAGUGGCAGAUGUACACUUUGAGAGCCACGAGGACGCAGUCGCAGCGAUGGACAAGGAGGGGUCACGGAUGGAGUGCAGCGCCAUUGAAUUGUUCCUGAACAAACAUCCCAAGGGACAGGAGAACUGCUAGGGACAGCGGCACAGGCGCAGGUUUGGCCAAGUGAACACAUUCCGUGGAUAUGAGCGUGAAGAUCAGGUCCAAGUGUCACCACUCAGCGAGGAGGACAAGCGAAGAUUAGUUCAGCCUUGUGUAAGAGCUUGUAAUAAAUGUGAUGGGCUGUGGGGAGUGGGCUGUGCACAGCACCAGCAGCAGCUGCAGUGGGAAUGGCCAAGGCUCCAGGUGGAGCAGCUCAGGGCUCCAGGUGCAUCAGGCUGCAUUAAUAAAACACCAGGAUUGCCAA
This is a messenger RNA of Pyrgilauda ruficollis (rufous-necked snowfinch), 1713 nucleotides long. It is a transcript of the gene GRSF1, whose product is annotated as G-rich RNA sequence binding factor 1. The record is from RefSeq and is a predicted model, not a curated record. Lineage: Eukaryota; Metazoa; Chordata; Aves; Passeriformes; Passeridae. Gene Ontology annotation, biological process: regulation of RNA splicing. Gene Ontology annotation, cellular component: nucleoplasm; ribonucleoprotein complex. Bases 237 to 1442 code for a protein of 401 amino acids. Gene Ontology annotation, molecular function: RNA binding. The transcript has 11 exons.